GAGCAAAAAAAAGGGAUCCGGAACCCCCGGGGAGGAAUCGGAGAACUGGCGGUCUCAAAAAGGGGCAGGUACCCGGGAGCUGUUCUGUUUUCAAAAUAUAAACUUUUCGAGUCAGUCGAACUCAGAACGCCGUCCGGGAACGAUCAUCCCGCAAACGGAGCUGUUUGUCAUCGUCAGGCUUUCAUCGGCACGCAUAUUUGGUCGGCCGCACUGGUCAUCAGCAUCGCAGUCGCGCUUGCCCCACGCUUAAGUACGGUCGCUAGUGCGCUAAGAGUCCGCCGAAGCAGUCCGGUCUUUGGAGAUAUUGGGCCAUCAACCUGGUCAUCCCAAGGCACUGUUUGUCACGCGCGCAUCGAACUUCCACCGGGCGCGCUGAGUGUUAAUUUUAAGAGCGCGCAGAUCUAGCUGUGCCCGAUACGAUCGAGGACUUGUUGGGUGCGCAACUCGUGACAUCGCAAGGACCUCCAAGUGUACCGAGUGUGCAUCCGAACGACAUCCGAAUUCCGGUGAUUGUGGUGUGACAGUGGUGCAGUGCAGCGUGAGUGUCUCAGCCUCCCGGCAACAUAAGAGCGGGGCGCUCGCCCGAUAUUCUGGGGCGGAAAUUAUCCCAGCUGUGCAUACGAGUUUUUGGAGGACUUUAUGUCCUUUCGACACACAUUUAGUGAGCAGUGAGGUGUGACAGUGGGUGAAUUGUGCAUUGUGCGCCAGGUUGUUCCAUAUAGGUGAAUUGGUGUGCUCUGUGUGUUCUUCAAAGUGCGCGCGCGUGUCGACAUCCUGUACAAGGUGGUCCUACCAUCUCCAACCAAAUCGCAAUCGAUUCUAUCAGCCUGCUCAAAGAAAAGAAAAACACACACUCGCACAGAAAAGAUGGCGCUAUCAACACUCAACCGCCGGCAGUCCAGUGUAAGGCAGCAGAGACGGUGGUGGCAACUGCUGCUACCUCUGUUGGCCACAGUCCUAGCGUUACCCAGCUUAGUGACAAGCGCACCCACCAAACGGAACGUUUCGCCGUACGCGUUCAAUGUGACGCAGGCGCUCGAACAGGCGACCUGGAUAUCGCCGUGUGGCAAGAACGGUCAGGGUAGCAACGGUCAGGAGCAUGUGUCCAGCUUUAACAAGACAGCAAAAUUUCUUCACAUGGAGAGACAGAUCAAACUGACGUUGCUCGAUCUGGGCAAUUGGCGGGUUCUGUCCGGUAGGAACAACAGCGGCACGACCUGGAACGGCCCGUUUCUCAAGCACCAGGUCCUGCAACCGUUCUUGAAAAAUCAGUACAGCUGGGAGCGAAGACUGUCCGUGUACUGGGCAUACCUGCGGGUGAUAAACGUGUUUCACGCACAGUACUCCGACACGACCAACAUUAACCACAGUGAGGCGGACGCGCUCGAAACCGUGAACGAAGCAAACCGCCAGCUGCUGUGCAUCGUGCGGGAGUACCGCGAAAUGACGAACCCGAACCAGAAAAACAAAACGAUCGAUGCGGCACACAUGGAGCGGAAGAUUCGGUUUUUCAUACAGGACGCGGCCGAAAUCAAAAUACACAUCUGGUACGUGAUGUGCCGGCUCGAGUGUUUCCUGACGAACAUGCGCAAACAUUUGCACCAGCUGCUCGAUAAAAGCAAGCGACCGCGCAAACCGGUCAACGUGAUGAACUGCAAGGCCUGCCCGUACUGCGUCAAGUCGGACGAGCGGGAACAGUCGGAACCGGCCAAGAAUCGGAAGCACCGGAAGCAGCAGCGCCAGCAGCAACAGCCGAAACAGAACAAUCGUACGGAGCACGGUGGCCAGCAGAAGCAGAAAUCCAAGCAGCAACAGCAGCGGCCAAGCCGACAACCGAAAGGACGCAAGGGUACCUCCCGAGCACCGAGCAAUCGUGGGCGAAAGUGCUAGGGCGACCGUUUGCGCCACUACUCCGAAUUCCUACGCUCCCGUCAGUCUCUCUACUGGUCGCGCUGUCCGAGCCGACCGCGAACGCCAUGACGCGGCACACGACUUGCCAACUGUCUGACCCGAGGUCUGCCCCGGACACUGCGAUAUCACGACGCCACUUCGUUUCUGAAGGAUUGAAGCUGCCCGCCCCUCCCUGUUAGUACUGCAUCGUCUGCAUCGUCCUUACGUAGCUUCAACUUCAGACACAGCCAGCGACACGGAGCAGCCCGGGACGGACACACUCUAGGUAGUAUUAGGUGUAGGAUAUAUCGGUAGUAUCUCGGCUAAGUUACGGCGCCACGCCUACUCUACGCGCGGGUGCCUUCUAAACAGUUGUGCCUUUUUAACAUGUGUGUGAUGAACGGCGACAAUGAUGUGAUGAUGUGCGGUGGUCGAUGAUCGCAACUCAAGUGACACUUAAUGGCUGACAAUGGCAGCAGUACGGCAGCUACUUAGCACGAUAGCUUAUUUAUACACUAUUUAUUGAAUACCCGUCUCAAGCGGGCCGCAGUGGACGCUUCCCAGGCACAGUUCACGCUAGUAAUGUAAGGUGCGCGCCCCUGCACUCUCUCAUGAUCAUGAAAAUUUUACAAAACUUAAGCAUUUUUUUUUUCUCAAACGAUCUCGAACACGCAGUGACCGAACGCUGGUUUUCACCGUGGAUGAACAGUUAUUGGCAUCAGAAAAUGGAGGAAAAGAAAAGCAAGAGCCCAAGAGACCCUACAGUGUACAAGUACUUAUCCCAGUUUAGUUAGGCACGUUACGCGUUAAGUUAAGAACACCCAUCGCCCCCCCCCUCGGUCCUUUUGCUAAUUUUUGUUUUGCAUUCGCUUUCGUUGGCUUUCGCCGCGGAUGACAGAUGGGAACUGACAGAUAGGCAUCUGACAGGCGGACUAGUACUCUCGCGUUAGUGAAUGAUAGGUGAUAAACAAAAUGCCUGCUAGUGUGUGGUAAGCGACUUGACAAAAAAACAAAAUACGAAAACAUUGUAACGCUGUGAUAGAAUGCCCACUAUUAGACUCGAUUACUAGCGAAUGGAUAGUUCUAUCAGCGACGUAUAACAUUCCAAGCGUUUAUUUGACAUUAUUUAUUUCUAUUAAACACACACACACGCAAGCAAAUUUGUAGGAAGGUGUAACGUCGGGAUCGCUACGAAAUUACUAGCAUUACUACUAGCCAGAGUCACGCAUUUGUAAAUUGAAACAGCAGAAAACCAAAAUACGCACAGUGUUAAUACGCAGAGUAUAAGCUUAGACACUAGAUGAUGUAGGGCGUGAUAAGUGAGAAAGCGAGAGGCAUGCUCGUUAGGUUAUAGGUACACCCGCACUUCUGCUACUUGCCUCGGUACGUGUCCCGUGUCGGCCACACACGUCAGUGCAAGACACACGCACACACACUCACACACGUGCACGCCCGGUUUGAACCGCAGCCCCCCUGAGAUGACUUAGUUUUGUAGUAUUUUAUUUGCCAACCAACUAUUUAUUGUAAUUAAAGUUUUUAAUUUUUAAUUUUUCGUUGCAACUGUAACAAUACAAAACAGUGCUACGGUAGUAAGUUAUUUUAUCGUUCCUAUGUACAAAACUCACGCUUCAUCCUAGGCGUCCUAUGUAGUAAUCUUGAACCGCACAAUCAACAGCCAGUACGUGACGCUACGCGGCAAGCGUCGUAUGAUCGAAUAAAUGUGAAGGAAGGUAGAGCGAGCCGAAAAAGGGAGAGAAAAAGUCAAAAAUGAAAACGAAAGUGUUGGAAUACUCU
This is a messenger RNA of Anopheles stephensi (Asian malaria mosquito), 3684 nucleotides long. RefSeq lists its product as uncharacterized. The transcript is spliced from 3 exons. Bases 868 to 1890 code for a protein of 340 amino acids. The record is from RefSeq and is a predicted model, not a curated record. Lineage: Eukaryota; Metazoa; Arthropoda; Insecta; Diptera; Culicidae.